AUGGCUGACAGAUUAGUUACUUUGCAGAUAGAUGAUGCAGAGGCUUUGAAUAAUGUCUUGCUCAUUGGAAUGACCAACAGAAAGGAUUUACUUGAUGAAGCCCUAUUGAGACUAGGACGGUUGGAGGUUCAAGUUGAGAUAAGCCUGCCUGAUGAGAAUGGUCGUCUACAAAUUCUUCAAAUUCAUACAAAUAAAAUGAAGGAAAAUUCCUUUCUUGCUCCUGAUGUGAACCUUGCAGAACUUGGUACGUGCAUUGGUGAUAAUUUGGGUUCAUCAUCAGCUCUACCAACUACAACAAGGGACACCAUUUUGUUGGUUCAUGGAUCGUCAUUGGAUAGGGACAUCACUAGCUCUGAAUUUAAGGACAGAGCAUUAAAGAAUACUACCAAUCGAUCAAAGAGGAAAUGGGAGUCGAAAAAUGGUUCAGUCUCCACACCACGACAUCACAUUCGACGUGUAAUGGUGUUAACUUCUCCUACUGGUCAAAUUGAGACAUGGCGUCUAAAGCAUUAUGAUGCUGAGAAAGGAUGGACUGAUAAAAUGAUGGAGUUAAGGGGUCAACAUCCUCCAGAAGAACUGUCUGAUAAAGAGAUUAUGGAGCGUGUACUUGGACGUGAUUCGGUAUACUUGCGAGGGUGGGGGCGGUCUCUUAGUGUCACAACUUCUACUUCACAUCGUGAAAAUAUUGUGGGUAAUCAACCAACUUAUGAAGAGUUAGUUGAACGACUUAAUGAUACAACUUCCCGCCUUAAUGCUACUAACGAACAACUUAGUGUGGUUGUAGAUAUACUUCAUCAUAACAAUUUGAUGGCACCGCCUCCACCACCUCCAACAGACCAGGCUUCAGAUGCAAAUUUAAGAGAGUCGCCAUCUUUUUCAGUUUGGGAGUCACAAGAUGAUUCUUAG
This is a messenger RNA of Humulus lupulus (European hop), 906 nucleotides long. RefSeq lists its product as uncharacterized. Gene Ontology annotation, biological process: Golgi to plasma membrane protein transport; SNARE complex disassembly; intra-Golgi vesicle-mediated transport. The transcript has 5 exons. Gene Ontology annotation, molecular function: ATP binding; ATP hydrolysis activity. Bases 1 to 906 code for a protein of 301 amino acids. NCBI's taxonomy places the organism in Eukaryota, Viridiplantae, Streptophyta, Magnoliopsida, Rosales, Cannabaceae. Gene Ontology annotation, cellular component: Golgi stack. The record is from RefSeq and is a predicted model, not a curated record.